This is a messenger RNA of Blepharisma stoltei, 1390 nucleotides long. Lineage: Eukaryota; Ciliophora; Heterotrichea; Heterotrichida; Blepharismidae. The record is from the annotation of a GenBank genome assembly.
AUGUGGAUUUUGGUGAUUCUGAUUAUAAAUUAUAUUUUAUGUGUUUUUUCACUUCCUGAGAAAUGCCGAGCUUUAUCAAUAGGAGGAGGAACUGAUAGGGGAGCUUAUGAGGCAGGGGCGAUUAUUGGAUUAAUAAAUAGUCUUCCAGCUGAUGAAUCACAGUGAAAAGUAGUGACUGGAGUUGGCACAGGAGCCCUUAACGCAUUAAUUGUUUCACAGUUUUCUAUCGGUAAAGAAAAUUUUCUCACACAAGCUUUAUUAGAAUUCUGGGGUAAUUUUACGUAUAAAAAAAUAUACAAAGAUUGGGAUGGUUGAUAUAUUGAAGCAUUCAGGUCAAAAUCAGGUCUUUAUAACUCAUCUCCUAUGAAUGAUACAAUUAAGAGUUUAGGCUCUCAAAAUUUUGAAAGAUUUUUGGGUGUUGGAACCACAGACCUUAUAUCAGGAAAUUAUGUGUUUUUUAAUUCUACGACUCAAAGUAAAGAUGCAAUGCUUUUAGGAAUAUAUGCUAGUGCGUCAGAUUACGGAUAUCUCCCUAUAGUUGAAUAUAAUGAGUUUAAGCUUGUUUCUGGGCAUAUUAAAUUUGCAACUGAUAUUUUGCAUGCAUAAAUAAAAUGGCAUUCGGUUCGAGAGAAAUUAGCUUUGCUAAUUUUUCUCUCCCUCAUGGAAUUUUAUUUAUAGGGUUAGGCUUUCACUCGAGAAACUUCUGGACAGCAAUAGCGGUUUAACUCUGGGGAUAACCAGAGGAACUGCUCCUCAGUCCUUUCAAGAUUUCGGGCUUUUACCUCUCAGCACAUCCCCACGGGAGGAUGACCCUUAGGCGGAACACGCGCAGGAGCUGAGUCGAGACAAGGGCGACGGCAUCGCGCCGGGUGAGACGUGCAGCAAGGCUGGUGAAGCAGGAGUUGAUAGAAGGCUUGGCCAGGGCUGACCUGUUCCAAGAUGGCUCGCCUACGUCACUAGUUUUGCCAUAGGCCCUUUUGGGCUGCGGCACUAGACACCUUAAACACCAGAUAAUUAAGUUAAGUUAAGUUAAGAUAUUUUGCAUGCAGUAAAUGCGUGCUAUGAACUUGGAUAUGCUCAAAAGGAUAUAAUUCUCGAUAUAGUUUUGACAUCUGGAAAAAGCAUAGAGGUAGUCGACACAACACAAUAUAGGACCCUUCAAUUUUUAACAAGAUAUUGGGAAAUUACAUCAUUUUAUAGUGCGAUGCAAGCAAUCCUUAAUUUAGGUAUUGAUUUUCCAGAAGUCACUGUAAGAUCUAUUGUUUAUCCUCAAUCUCACCUUCCAUACUCCUUUUAUCUUUAUGAUUAUUCACACAAAGAAAAUGAAAAAAUGCUUAUUGAAGGUCAAAAAGAUGCUAUAAAUUCUUUAGAUUUUAUUGUUAGUUCUUAA